UGUCGACUUAUAAGUCCGGCCGGUAAGAGUUCGACCAAUGGCGCGACAGUUUUUUAAAAGUUUUCCGAGUUGAGCACACUUGGAUCACGUCGGGUGCAAAGACGACAUUGGCAGAAAGGGAGGAGUCUUAAAAGCGCAUUUGGCAGGCGACUUUUCUAAGACUCACUGGAGACGCCGUCGAGCACUUACACAGCUAAGCCGUCUUAAACACAUCGCCGUAAUUCUUCCUUAAAGAAAGAUGAACCAAGGACCGACGUAUGGAUUGAGCGCGAAAGUGGCGCAAAAGAUCGCGGGUAAGCGGGACCCGCAGAAGGAGGCUGAGGCGCAGGCCUGGAUCGUGGAGCUGAUUGGAGAGAAGUUCCCGGAGGGCGUGGCUUACGAGGACGCGCUGAAGGACGGGGUCAUCCUCUGCAAACUGAUCAACGUGCUGGUCCCGGGUUCGGUGAAGAGGAUCAACGCACAGAAGAUGCCCUUCAAACAGAUGGAGAACAUCGGUAACUUCCUGACGGCGGUGCAGGGCUAUGGCGUCCCUGCCUCCGACCUGUUCCAGACCGUGGAUCUGUACGAGAGGCGGAACAUCCCAGCGGUUACGCAAUGUUUCUUUGCAAUGGGCCGAGUGGCCCAGACCAAACCCGGGUACGACGGGCCCAUCAUCGGCCCGCGGCAGGCGGCGCGGAACGAGCGGGAGUUCUCGGAGGAGCAGCUGCGGCAGGGCGAGGCGGUCAUCAGCCUGCAGUACGGCAGUAACAAGGGCGCGACGCAAGCCGGGCAGAACUUCGGGCUCACGCGACACAUGUAAACUAACCGGGAAUGGCACACAGGCUAACUAAGGGCGCGGUCACAUAGGUCGUGCGAUCGUCGUACGAUUUUGAUGCCAUAGGAUUUUCAAGCAGGCCGUGACAGAACCAACCACCGACAUGGAUCCAAAUCAGCAUUUUGUGUACCAAGAUAGUUGAACUUUGCAGGAGACCUACAUUUUUGUCCUCCAAGUUAGCGAUCGUACGACGUUCGCACGACCUAUGUGACCAUGCCCUAAGGCUAACUCGGUCUAUUCUCCAAGCAGAAGUUAGCCUCUAGCUUGUUUUAGAUGUCUUUUAUGCGUUUAUGUUGUCCUCCCUUUUUUAUGAAGUUUCUUUUUGUCUGUGCUAGGCUGGCAGACAAAAAGAAAGCACAGAUAAAAAGAAAACCUGACAAAUAGUAAAAAAAAGGCAACAACGCCUAAAAUGACGUCCAGAGUAAGUCGGAGCCUAACGUCUGCUUGGAGAGUGCGAACUCACGUGGAAGACAAAGGGAACUAACUCUACUUGCUGCCUGACUCGUAUAGGAAAAGUUAUCAAGUUGUUCAUUAAUUUUUUUUUGAUAGUAACGUUAUAUUUGCAAGUAAAAUAUGAUUGGCCAUUCCAGUACUUAUUGAAACUAGGUUAUUAUUAUGACGUUUACUAGGCAACAUGUUUUAUUUUAGAACACUGUUAACUUGUGAACAUGAUGUUUAAAUAAAAGAUGCAUUUGUUGGUAAAAAUCCUAAACAUCUUCUACAUUGAUUUUUUGGAUAACUUUUUCUAAUGCUAAUUUGAUAACACGCUCAUUGUACAGCAAUCUUUGCUACUGAAUGACUUGUUCGAAGCAUUUGUCCUCAUAACAGUCGUUUUACAAUGUGGAAUAUGUUAAAUGUUCUUCAUGGAUGCUUUUGAACAAACUCAUGUCUGUUUUUAGAAUUCUAAAAAGUAACGCUAUGCCUUAGCUUCCAUGUAUUACCAUUAUGCUUUAUCACACUUGCUUUCAUUUUGCAAUGCAUAUGACUGUCAUGAGAUAACAAAGAGUGGAUUAGUUAACUGAGAUUAAAAGUUGUUCAUCACUAGACUCUAAUAAAUCAAUCAAUCUUACCCGU
This is a messenger RNA of Branchiostoma floridae (Florida lancelet), 1888 nucleotides long. Its product is annotated as myophilin-like. Gene Ontology annotation, molecular function: protein binding. Lineage: Eukaryota; Metazoa; Chordata; Leptocardii; Amphioxiformes; Branchiostomatidae. The transcript has 5 exons. Bases 239 to 799 code for a protein of 186 amino acids. The record is from RefSeq and is a predicted model, not a curated record.